Messenger RNA from Daldinia childiae, 1392 nucleotides. RefSeq lists its product as uncharacterized. The coding region runs from base 1 to 1392 and encodes 463 amino acids. The record is from RefSeq and is a predicted model, not a curated record. The transcript has a single exon. NCBI's taxonomy places the organism in Eukaryota, Fungi, Ascomycota, Sordariomycetes, Xylariales, Hypoxylaceae.
AUGUCGCUCGCAUCGCCUACCUCAAAGGAUGGAUUCUCCUACGCCGGAGAUCUAUUCGCCGAGGCGAGCGGCCAUAACCGGCAUCGGCGUGCCACCGUAGCGGAGCUCAAAGACCAUUUCAAGUCCGGCUCCGAGAAGGAUCACCCGGCCCAUUGGUUCGAGGCACAGCUCAUCCACUACGGUCUGCAGGUCUCCAAAACAAAGGCCGUGGCUCGCAUGCGUCUCUUUGACGCCGUCAAUGCGGGAAAUGUUUCCGUCCCGGCUCAUAUCAAGAAAUUGGAGUCGGAGCUGAAGAAGGAAUGGAUCAAAAAGGAGCGCGAGGCUAAAAAAGCCUUCAAAGAUGCUGCCUCUUCACCCGCACCCAAGACUACCGGUACCAAGCGCAAGGCUGAGUCUUCGAACGUCGAUGUGACUGUCAGUGUCGGCGGUAUCAACGUCACCGUCUCCGCCAGCAAUUCGAAUAAGAAGGCCAAGACACCUAGUAAGCCAGCAGCGAAGAAGACUGAAACCAAGCCCAAGGCUCCAAAGGCGGCUACCACCCCUAAGGUAGCUUCAACAGCAACAACAUCCAAGACCACCGCUUCCAGGACCACGGUUUCAAAGACCACCGUGUCAAAAACCACUACCAAAACCACCGCUAUAAAACCCCCUCCGGCUGGGACGGCCCGUCGCGGGGGGACCUACCAAGGCCCCAGCCGCAAAAGCACCGCGGCAACAUCAGCAGCAUCAACCCCUCAACCCGCACGAGCCCCCCAAUUUGCUAUUCGCGGUCGCGGCCAGGCAACCAGAGGCCGAGGCGGCAGCAGCAACACCCCGUCCCCCGUGAAGAGGGAGUACUCCGACAACUCCGACGACGACGACGUCAAAGACGAAGACAGCGACGACGGAUACGGCUACCCCAGCAGCUCGUACCGAGACAGUGCCGGCUUAUACGAUAACGAAGACGAGGAACUCAAGCCCCUGGGCCUGCUCAACGGGCGGUACGUGCUGACCAGCGAGUUCGUGACUUCGGAAUGGGGCCACAUCAACUUCUCGCUAGUCUUCACCCUUAGCGGGACCGAGCUCUGGGGCCGUUUCGACCUCGGCAUCGUCAGCGGCGUCAUGCGCCUCCCACAACGGCCGUGGCAGUCUUCCACCGAGUCGCUGGGGUUUACCUGGCGCGGACAGGAGCUAGAAGGUCCGAUGAUAUAUGGAGAUUAUAAUCGCGGGUCGAUCCGAUUCCUCGGAGAUGGGAAGGUGAAGGGCGAGCUGGAUUGGAUGGGGAUUACGUUUGAGGGGAGCCGGGUUGUGGGACAGGGCACUAGGAGCGAGGUUGAUAUGAGUAGGAUGAGGGCUGAAUGGGAGGGGUAUAAUGAGGACGAGUAUGAAAGGGAGAAUCGUAAUCGGUGGUAA